Lactuca virosa is the source of this 555-nucleotide messenger RNA. The record is from the annotation of a GenBank genome assembly. NCBI's taxonomy places the organism in Eukaryota, Viridiplantae, Streptophyta, Magnoliopsida, Asterales, Asteraceae.
AUGGUUUCAUCACAAUGUCCCACUGAUCAAAACUUCAUUGUAGUGGAUUUCCACUACAAUGGAACGUUUGCGCCCAACCCAUUAGUAUACUUUGAUCCCGACAAACAAUCAGUACGAGAUGUUGACUUCAGUCCAUUUGAGUACAAGGAGUUCAUGGAAUUCCUUCAGAAGCUCACCAGAAGUAGAAGCAAAGACAUCUACUUUUGCCUUCCACAAGAGUCUUUAAGUCAGGGAAUUCAUACACUGGUGAAUGACGGUGAUUACAAAGAAUUUUUGGAUUUGGCUUAUGCAAAUGAGAGGAGAAUGAAGGUGUAUAUGGACCACUAUAAUGAACCAAUCUUCGAAUGGAUUGAGGAAAAGGAAAAUGAAGAUCAAGACUACAACUGUGAAGAGGAUGAAGACUCAGUCUUGUCGGACACUUAUUCUGUUGACCAUGAAGAAGAUGAUGCUGAAUAUCCAUUCCCAGCCAACAAAACCAUGGGUGACAGGUUCUUAAACAAACUUUGUCUACAUACAGUAAAUGUAGAUGAUCUAUAUGAAGAUGUUGAACCUUAA